This is a messenger RNA of Aureobasidium melanogenum CBS 110374, 3900 nucleotides long. RefSeq names its product multidrug resistance-like protein. The coding region runs from base 1 to 3900 and encodes 1299 amino acids. The transcript has a single exon. The record is from RefSeq and is a predicted model, not a curated record. Gene Ontology annotation, cellular component: membrane. NCBI's taxonomy places the organism in Eukaryota, Fungi, Ascomycota, Dothideomycetes, Dothideales, Saccotheciaceae. Gene Ontology annotation, biological process: transmembrane transport. Gene Ontology annotation, molecular function: ABC-type transporter activity; ATP binding; ATP hydrolysis activity.
AUGCCCUCUGCCAUUGGCAGGCGCAGGCGGUCCUCAGCUGGCCAUGGACGAACGCGACCUUCGACAGCCAACGUUGAAACAGAAAGCAACUUCGAGGCCACUACCAUGAAUUCUGCGCAACCGCGUUCAUGGCAUACCAAUUUCGUCUUCAUCUCUCGCAAAUUGAUCCAGCAGAUUCUUGGUAAAAACCCGUUCAAGAGCUCAUACGUCGACCUAUACAAGCUUGUCAACGACAAAGAGUCGAGAUUAAUUCUAUGGGCUGGUAUCCUACUGGCGAUAGCCGCUGGCACCCCGCUACCCAUCAUUGGUUAUAUCUUCGGACAGAUCAUCACCUCCUUCCCACCUCCGGAACAUGUCCUGCUUAAUAGGCUAUACGAACUCAUUGGUGUAGCAUGUGGUUACUUCAUAGUCACUACUGGCUACGCAAUCGCAUGGGGCUUGACUGGAGAAAGGAUCUCACGUCGCUUCCGAGAGGCCCUCGUUGAGCGUCUGCUAGGUCUCGAGCAAGCCUAUUUCGAUAUCAACGACCCGGAUAUCACGAAUCUCCUGACUGAAAAAAUCGAAGCGAUACAGAUAGGAACAUCUGAAAAAGUCGGUAUCUUCAUACAAUCGAUAAGCUAUUUCGUCGCCGCCUUUGUCGUUGGAUUCAUCUUGAAUGCCGAACUCACUGGAAUACUGUUCGCCGCUGUUAUACCUAUCAUGAGUCUGAUUGUGAUUAUUGGUUCCUCCAGAGUCGCAAAGUAUACGAAAGCAGCCGCUCAGUAUAGUGAGGCUGCCGGAAGGAUCGCCGAGAGUGCCAUUCAUGCUGUCAAGGUCGUUCAAGCUUUUGGUAUGGCCGAUAAUCUCAGCAAAGAACACUAUCGCCUGCUCAAACUGUCUGCAAGAUACGCCAUCCGGAAAUCUUUCUCUUCUGCACUUAUGCUUGGCAUGGUCUAUUUCACAGCCUACAGUGCCAAUGCACUUGCUUUCUGGGAAGGCUCGCGACUGGCUGCGGCAUCAGGCACAGACAAUGCUGGUACUGUGUAUGCUGUGGUCUUCUUGAUCAUUGAUGCGUCAUUCGUCGUUGGCCAAUUUGGCCCUUUCCUUGGUGCCUUUGCAACUGCUGCAGCUGCUGGCGAAAGCAUCUACGAGAUUCUUAAUCAACCACAAUCAGAGAUCAACGUCUACUCCGAAAGUGGACAGGAAGCUACCGAGGAUGACAUGAGAGCUGACCUGAACUUCCGAGGAGUUACUUUCGUGUAUCCUGCCAGAACAACAGCUCGUGCCCUGGACGAAUUAAACCUCACUCUCAAAGCUGGACAGAUGAACGCCAUUGUCGGUACAAGUGGUUGCGGCAAGAGUACACUUGUAUCCUUGCUUUUACGACUAUACGACAUAUCAUCUGGCACAUUGACGAUAGGAGAGCAUAAUAUCAAGGACUUCAACGUGAGAAGUCUGAGAAGAUACACGGCGCUGGUUGACCAAGACUCUGUCUUGUUUUCCGGCUCGGUUCUUGAUAAUAUUAGCUAUGGACUCGGAGAACAUGAACUGUCUGAGGAAUCUGUUUUGGAGAGAUGUACCGAGGCUGCCAAAGCUGCUAACCUGGAUUUUGUCGACUUCUUACCUCAAGGGAUUCACACUCGUAUUGGUAACGGCGGUUACACUCAGCUGUCGGGAGGACAAACCCAGAGAAUUUGCUUGGCUAGAGCCCUAGUCAAAAGACCUGCUUUGCUUCUGCUCGAUGAGCCGACUGCGGCUCUUGACGCAAACAGCGAAAGACUCAUUAUGGAUGCUGUAAAAUCCGUGGCCGCAUCAGGCACAACAGUGGUCAUGGUAGCACAUCGACUCUCUACUGUAUCCGACUCGCCAAAUAUCGUGCUUAUGGGUGCGGGCAAGGUUAUUGAGCAAGGCAACCAUGACGAACUCAUGCAACUGGAAGGCGCUUACAACAAUCUCAUUAAGGCUCAACAACUCAAUGAUACGGACGAUUCGUCUGAAGAGGUUUCACCAGCAUCCGCCAGUCAGACUGUAAAGCGAGAGGCCUCUAAAUCCGAGGACACCUCCGCUUCGAGCGAUUCUGCCAUGUUAUCUCCAGAGGUGGAUAAGGAAGAAACACCCACCAAGAAGACUGGCUUCUGGAAACUUCUUUUGAGAUGCCUUCGCCUGGCCAAACCCGACUCUCCAAUCAUCGCCUUAGGACUUUCUGCCUCGAUUAUAUCUGGUGGUAUCAUCCUCGGUGAAGCCAUCGUGUUCGGUAACCUCAUCUCUGUGUUGAACAAUACAGAAAGCCCGAACUUCCGUAACAGAGCAGAUUUCUUCUCUCUUAUGUUCUUCAUCCUAGCACUGAUUGCUUUCUUCUCCUACUCUGGUAACGGAUCCUGCUUCGGCCUUGUGUCCUCACAUUUUGUGGCUAAGGUUCAACAUAUUUCUCUCCGCAGCAUCUUGCGACAGGAUAUGCAGUGGUUCUCAGGUCGGUCAGUGUCAUCGCUCAUGACUAGUCUCAACUCGGAUGCAGGUCAACUGGCUUGUUUGUCUGGAGUGGCCAUUGGUACCAUCUUUACAGUAUGCGUGUCUGUCACUGGCGGCAUUAUUCUUGCCCAUGUGGUGGCUUGGAAGAUUGCUGUUGUCUUGCUAGCUGCCGUGCCUGUCAUGAUCACGGCUGGCUAUGUCAGACUACGCGUGCUCGCUCUGGCAGAGAACAGACACAGAUCUGCAUACAAUGAUGCUGCUUCCAUCGCCGCCGAAGCAUGUCGAGGUAUCAGGACGAUUGCUUCCCUUGGAAGAGAGCGCGGUGUUUCCGAAACCUUCAAGGCUGCAGUGAAGGAGCCAUACGAGAAGGGAAUCCGAUUUACCCUCAUCACAAACACAUUGCUCGCCUUGAGUUUCUCGAUCACUUACUUCGUUUAUGCCCUUGCCUACUGGUGGGGAGCCAAGCAAGUGAGGAACGGCAGCUACAGUGAACUGGACUUCUUCAUCGUCUUACCUGCUCUUCUCUUCUCUGCACAAAGUGCUGGUCAGAUUUUCAGUCUGUCCCCAGAAAUGUCGCGAGCUGGAAUUGCUGCCCGAAACGUGUUCGGACUGCACGAUCAGCAGCCAACUAUUGUAGAUGGCAACAUCAAGCAGCAUGAUUCAUCAAGCGAUGUCCCAACUCUGACAGAGAAGAAGGAUACUUCUCUCGGCGGUUGGAUCGAAUUCAAGGACGUCAGUCUGUGUUACCCAUCCAAGCCGCAACACCCAGCACUUCAAAACAUCAACAUUUCCAUCAAGCCAGGCGAGUUUAUUGCACUUGUUGGUCCUAGUGGAGCAGGCAAGUCUACUAUUGUCUCACUUUUGCAACGCUUCUACGAUCCCACGACUGGCAGCGUGCAGCUCGAUGGACAGGACAUCCGCGAGGUCGCCGUGUCACAGCAUAGAGGUCGAUUGGGGCUGGUACCUCAAGAGCCAGACCUCUUCCCUGGGUCCAUCUCGUAUAACAUUGGUCUGGGCGCAGCACCAGGCCAGGACGUGUCACAAGCCGACAUCGAAGAGAUUUGUGCCAAAUGUGGUAUUCACGACUUCAUCAUGAGUUUGCCAGAAGGUUAUAGCACAGAGUGCGGUACCAAUGGUUCAAAGCUGUCUGGUGGUCAGAAGCAGCGUGUUGCUGUUGCUAGAGCACUGAUCAGAUCGCCAGAAGUACUUCUCCUGGAUGAGUAUACUUCUGCUCUGGAUGCUCAUUCCGAGCAACAGAUCAAAGAGGCCGUUGACGGGGCCAGUGUGGGCAGAACUACGAUUGUGGUUGCACACAGACUGUCUACGGUACAACACGCCGAUAGAAUAUUCGUGUUUGAUAACGGACGUAUCUUGGAGGUUGGAAGUCAUGCUGAGCUUGUUGCUCAAGGAGGCUUGUAUGCCAGUAUGGUCAAGGCACAGACACUGGCUUAG